Molecule: messenger RNA, 241 nt
Organism: Entrophospora candida
Lineage: Eukaryota; Fungi; Glomeromycota; Glomeromycetes; Entrophosporales; Entrophosporaceae
Source: the annotation of a GenBank genome assembly
AUGAUAAACAGGGAUGUUUCCAAAGCCACCACAAGUUGUAAAAUUGAUUUAAGAGUGUUAACUGUUGAUGGUAUAGAAUUGCCACAUUCGGAGUGUGCAUGUGCUGCAACAACAAUAAAAAUAAUAAAAGAUAGAGGCAAGUGUUUAAGAACAAAUAAAUGUAUUUUGAAUCAAUACCUUAUGCAUGAUCUUCCUGAGGAGGCUGUAAAAGAUUCUACAUUUUUUGGAUUGCAAUUAGAAG